Molecule: messenger RNA, 918 nt
Organism: Purpureocillium lilacinum
Lineage: Eukaryota; Fungi; Ascomycota; Sordariomycetes; Hypocreales; Ophiocordycipitaceae
Source: RefSeq, a predicted model, not a curated record
AUGACCAUUGCUGCUGUCCUUGGCAUCCGGGCACUCGUGCUCUUCCUCGGAUUUGCUGGGACCAUCCAUGGCGCCGCCAUCCAACGACGUGCCUCUUCAGGAUGUUCUAAGCCGCACAAUUUCGUCGGACAGACGAGAGAGUUCAGCUUUGAAAGCAGCGGGGGAACGCGAACAUAUCGCAUUCAUCUGCCUUCCAGCUACAAGGUCGGAUCGCCGAUGCCGCUUCUGAUCGCCUAUCAUGGGUCCGGAAACAAUCCGACUGCUUUUGAGAGGGAGACCCGAUUCUCUGACGAGAUCAUCAACCCUAACAUGAUUACCGUUUACCCUGCGGGAGUCAAUAAAAACUGGCAAGGUCCAACCUACGCGACGCCAGGAGUGAGCGACAAGGUCUUUACCACCGAUCUCGUCAACCGCAUUAAGAACAACUACUGCGUCGAUGAAGCCCGUGUUUACGGGACAGGGCAUUCAAAUGGAGCCGGUUUUCUUGGGACCCUCGCCUGUUCCCCCGAGCACGGGGGCCAGUUUGCGGCCUUCGCCCCCAUCUCUGGCGCCUUUUACACAGACGUCUCCGGUGACGAGAACUGCCACCCGUCUCGCUCCCCCAUUCCCAUGUUUGAGGUUCAUGGCACCGCAGACCCGACCAUCUCGUAUGACGGCGGGCAGGGCCGUGGCGGCCCGUUGCCCUCGAUACCAGACUGGCUAUCUCGGUGGGCUCGGAGGAAUCGGUGCAGCACUUCUAACACCGAGGAUAUCGCUAAUGGGGCUCAUGACACAAAGUGGACGUGCGCCAAUAUUCCUGGCCUCCUUGAACAUAUCAAGAUCGACGGCCAUGACCACUCUUGGCCUGGACCAAACAACUCGCCGGUCGACGUCUCACCAUUGGUUAUCAAGUUUCUCUCCAACAACUAUAAGCCAUAG